GAGCCCUCCGUCUCAGAGAUGCCGCCGCUGCUGCUGUCCCUGCUGUGGGCAGGGUCCCUGGCUCAGGAUCGGAGAAUCCGGCUGGAGGUGCGGGAGUCCGUGACGGUGCAGGAGGGCCUGUGUGUCCGCGUGCCCUGCUCCUUCUACUAUCCCUGGAGCUACUGGGAUGACUCUGUCCCAGCUCACGGCUACUGGUUCCGGGAAGGGGCCAAUGAGAAGCUGGAUGCCCCAGUGGCCACAAACAAGCCAGGUCGUAAAGUUCAGGAAGAGACCCAAGGCCGAUUCCACCUCCUAGGGGACCGUGGAGACAACAACUGCUCCCUGGACAUCAGAGACACCAGGAGGAGGGAUGAAGGUUCAUACUUUUUUCGUGUGGAAAGAGGAAGUACACUAUGGAGUUAUAAGUCUAACCAGCUCUCCUUGCAUGUGACGGCCCUGACCCACACACCCCACAUCCUCAUUUCUGGGACCCUGGAGUCUGGCCGCCCCGGGAACCUGACCUGCUCUGUGCCCUGGGCCUGUGAGCAGGGCACGCCCCCCAUCUUCUCCUGGACGUCAGCUGCCCUCACCUCCCUGGGCCCGAGGACCCACCUCUCCUCAGUGCUCACCAUCACCCCACAGCCCCAGGACCACGGCACCAACCUCACCUGUCAGGUGAAGCUCCCCACAAGUGGUGUGAUCGUGGAGAGGACCAUCCAGCUCAACGUCACAUGUGCUCCACAGAACCCAACAAGAGGUGUGUGCUUAGGGGAUGGCACAGGAAAAUCGGGGACCAAGGCAGGAGUGAUUGAGGGGGCCAUUGGGGGAGCUGGUGUCACCAUGUUGCUUGUUGUCUGCCUCUGCCUCGUCUUCUUCACAGUGAAGACCUACAGGAAGAAGGCAGCCAGGACUGCAGUGGGUGUGGAGGACGUCCACCCUGCCAUAGGGCCAACUUCCCUGCAACACCAGCAGGAGUCCAAGUUAGAGGAUCCUCCUGACCCCACAAGCUCGGCAGGGGCCACCCCCACCUUGGGGAUGGAGCAGGAGCUGCAUUACGCCUCCCUCACCUUUCAUGGGGUGCAUCUUCAGGAGAACACCCACUCAGAAUACGCGGAGAUCAGGACCAAGUGAGGAACCGAAUGUAGCGUCAGCCUCAGCCAGAACGUCCAUAUCCUUUACAGGAAGGGGGACCCACAGGCUAAUCCUUAGAGACUUAACCUCCCCAUAGGUGAUGGGCUUACGAACUACUGUUAGUGAGUUUCCUGCUAUGUUGGAACUAUCUUAGGCUUUGCAUUCAGAGAGACCUGGCAUCAAAUCCACACUUUUUCAUUUAUUAAGAGUAUGAUAUCAUGUGAGACACCUUACCCCUCCAUGUCUUGGUUUUCUGCUUUGGUGAAAUGGAUGUGAGAAGACCAGCAUCACAACGUUGUUGUGAGGAUUAAACGAAAGUAUGAAAUAUGCAACACAA
Balaenoptera ricei (Rice's whale) is the source of this 1447-nucleotide messenger RNA. RefSeq names its product myeloid cell surface antigen CD33-like. Gene Ontology annotation, molecular function: sialic acid binding. Gene Ontology annotation, biological process: cell adhesion. The record is from RefSeq and is a predicted model, not a curated record. Bases 19 to 1110 code for a protein of 363 amino acids. The transcript has 7 exons. NCBI's taxonomy places the organism in Eukaryota, Metazoa, Chordata, Mammalia, Artiodactyla, Balaenopteridae. Gene Ontology annotation, cellular component: plasma membrane.